This is a messenger RNA of Octopus sinensis (East Asian common octopus), 849 nucleotides long. RefSeq names its product E3 ubiquitin-protein ligase MIB2-like. Bases 70 to 840 code for a protein of 256 amino acids. The transcript has 6 exons. NCBI's taxonomy places the organism in Eukaryota, Metazoa, Mollusca, Cephalopoda, Octopoda, Octopodidae. The record is from RefSeq and is a predicted model, not a curated record. Gene Ontology annotation, molecular function: protein binding. Gene Ontology annotation, cellular component: cytoplasm; nucleus.
GGUGAUGAUGAUGACGAUGAUGUUUCGUCUCAAAGCCAAAAUAUUUUCAUAUUUAAUGUAAAUUAGUCAAUGUUUCUAUCUUUUACUCUCAGUGAUCGACCUCAUUCUGUGGAGAUCUUACUAUCUCGGGGUUGUGACGUUAAUCCUCGAGAUGAAGAUGGUCGUACACCGCUGCACGUGGCCUGUUCGCGGGGACACUUGCACACUGUCGAGCUGUUGUUGGGUCACAAUGGCAUCGAUGCCAAUGUUGUGAACAACAAAGGUGACACACCACUGCAUAAGGCAGUUCGGAAGCGAAAAUAUAAAGUGGUGUGUGCGAUGCUGAAGCAGGGUUCAGUUCAGUUCGAUAUUCCGAACCAUCAGAGAAUGACACCAUUGCUUGAAGCCGUUUCCCGGGGUCACCUGGGAAUUACACACCUGUUAAUAGCCCUGGGUGCAAGCAUAAAUGCUGUUGAUGGUGAAGGUAACAGCUGUUUGCACCUAGCCAUAGCAACAGAAAAGUUUAAUUCCGAGGGUGCACCCUUGGAUUUACUAAACGAAUGCUGCACUGCCCUUAACCUGAAAAAGAAGGAAAUGCUCUCUGGUGUAGUGGUUGCGAGAUAUCUCGCCAGUCAGGGAGAGGACUUUCACCAUAAAAACAACAACAAUAACACACCAUUGGACCUCAUUAAGGACCCAAAUUUGAGAAAAAAAUUAGAGCAUGUUUACCACCACAAUGUGUGUUUUGUGAAGACGAAGUGGCCACAGAGACGUUCUUUCCAUGUAAACAUCUUUCGCUGUGUAAGAAAUGCUGUCCCCCAAAGAUACCUAAACGAUGCCAUAUGUGUAGACAGAAUAUAACGAGCAAAA